Messenger RNA from Rhinolophus ferrumequinum (greater horseshoe bat), 2013 nucleotides. RefSeq names its product transmembrane 9 superfamily member 2-like. NCBI's taxonomy places the organism in Eukaryota, Metazoa, Chordata, Mammalia, Chiroptera, Rhinolophidae. Bases 16 to 2013 code for a protein of 665 amino acids. The transcript has 17 exons. The record is from RefSeq and is a predicted model, not a curated record. Gene Ontology annotation, biological process: protein localization to membrane. Gene Ontology annotation, cellular component: membrane.
GAGCCGGCUCCUAAAAUGAGUACUCAUGGUUUCCGCGUGGGAACCAAACUCUGGCCUGCCCUCCCUGGGCUGAGGUGGCUGCUGGGGCUGCUCCUGGGGCUUCAGACCGCUCGCUGCCCCGCUUUCUACCUCCCCGGGUUGGCUCCGGUCAAUUUCUGCGAGGCGAACCGAGAGACUGUAACCUGCAAGUCAUCAGUAGCACUAUAUGUAAAUAGAUUGGACUCAGUGGAAUCUGUCUUACCUUAUGAAUAUAAUACCUUUGACUUCUGUCAAGACUAUGGAAAGAAAAGCCCUUCUGAAAAUCUUGGACAAGUACUAUUUGGAGAAAAAAUAACAUCAUCUCCUUAUCAGUUUUCUUUUAACAAAACAGAAACAUGUGUAAAAGUAUGUGUAAAAUCUUAUGAUACAGCAAAUGAAGACCAAAACAAAAAGUUAGCUUUUUUGAAGAAAGGAAUACAACUGAAUUAUCAGCAUCACUGGAUUAUUGAUAAUAUGCCAGUAAUAUGGUGUUGGGAUAUGGAAAAUGGAAAAAAAUACUGCACACCAGGAUUUCCAAUAGGAUGUUUUAUUACCAAAAUUGGCACACCGAAAGAUGCUUGCAUUAUCAGUUCUGAAUUCAACAAAAGUAAUACUUUCUACCUCUUCAACCAUGUUGCUAUUACUAUUACAUAUCACAGGGAGAGUGAAACAAAUUGGGGUAUUGCAAGGUUGGUUUCUGCUAGAGUUGAUCCCAAAAGCUAUAAGCAUUCAGAUGAAAACUGCCUAACUUGUAAUGGACCCCCUAUGGAAAUUCCUGGAGAAUAUACAGAUAAGUUGAAUAUAACCUACACUUACUCUGUGACAUUUGAAGAAAGCAAAAAUAUCAAGUGGGCUUCUAGAUGGGAUUAUAUUUUGGAGUCCAUGCCUCAUACCAACAUUCAAUGGUUUAGUAUUAUGAAUUCCUUUGUUAUUGUUCUCUUCUUAUCUGGAAUGGUGGCUAUGGUUAUAUUAAGGACUCUCCAUAGAGAUAUUAUGAGAUAUAAUCACAUGAAUGCAUCCGAAGAUAACCAGGAGGAGUUUGGUUGGAAGGUAAUUCAUGGGGAUGUAUUCAGACCUCCAAGGAAUGGAAUGUUGCUGUCAGUUUUCCUGGGUCAAGGAAUACAAGUUUUGAUUAUGACAUUUAUUACAUUAUUUCUGGCCUGCCUUGGUUUCCUUUCCCCUGCCAAUCGAGGAGCUUUAAUGACCUGUACUGUUGUGUUAUGGGUCCUUUUGGGAACUCCUGCUGGAUACGUGUCUGCUAAAAUGUAUAAGACAUUUAAAGGUGUUGAAUGGAAGAGAAAUUUUUUGCUAAUGGCACUACUCUGUCCUGGUUUCGUCUUCGCUGACCUCUUUAUUAUGAAUCUAAUUCUUUGGGUGGAAGGGUCAUCGGCUGCCAUGUCCUUCGGUACCCUGAUAGGUAUCCUUGCAAUGUGGUUUGGAAUUUCAGUUCCACUGACAUAUUUUGGUGCAUACUUUGGAAGAAAGAAGAAGCAGUUUAGGUGUCCAGUUCAUACAAACCAGAUUCCCCGUGUGAUUCCUCAACAAACUUUCUUUACAAAACCACUUCUUGGCAUGAUAAUCGGUGGCAUUUUAACUUUUGGCUGUAUUUUUAUUCAACUUUUUUUUAUUCUAAACAGUAUUUGGUCUCAUCAGAUAUACUUCAUGUUUGGCUUCCUUUUCUUAGUCUUUAUAAUUCUCCUGAUUACCUGUUCAGAAGCUACAGUUUUGCUGUGUUAUUUUCAUUUAUGUGCUGAGGAUUAUCAUUGGUGGUGGAGAGCCUUUUUCACCAGCAGUUUUACAGCUGUUUAUCUUUUUAUGUAUGCAGUUUAUUACUUCUUUACCAAACUUCAAAUCACGGGCAUUGCAAGCACCAUUUUGUACUUUGGGUACACGAUGAUCAUGGUCUUGAUUUUCUUCCUUUUUACAGGGACGGUUGGUUUUUUUUCCUGCUUCUGGUUUGUUACUAAAAUCUACGGUGUGGUGAAAGUGGAUUAA